AUGUCGAACCCGGUCUGGAAUCCAGACAACAUCACAGAUGUCGCCGAAUCUGUUGGUGUUGGCGCUCUCAAUCACGACGUUGUGACCCAACUCGCUCAGGAUGUCGAAUAUCGCGUCAGCCAAAUCCUGGAAGAAGCCCUCAAAUUCAUGCGCAAUGCGAAGAGAACUACUCUGAGCACACAAGACAUUUCACAGGCCUUGCGCCUGCUUGAUGUUGAGCCUCUCUAUGGUUACGAAGCUACGAGACCUCUGCGCUUUGGUGAGGCAUCAAUAGGCCCUGGACAACCAUUGUAUUACGUCGAGGAUGAAGAAAUCGACUUUGAGAAGUUCAUCAACGCUCCACUACCAAAGGUGCCGCGCGAGAUGUCCCUAACAGCACACUGGCUCGCCGUAGAAGGCGUGCAACCCUCGAUCCCUCAAAAUCCCACCUCUGCCGAUCAACGACACCAAGAGCUUCUACCCAAAGGUCCUGGCGCAAAUCCCAACCUGGCUGCCAUCGGUGGAAACGACAAUGUUGCUGUCAAGCCUCUGGUCAAACAUGUCAUAUCAAAAGAACUACAACUAUACUUUGAACGCAUCUGUAGCGCCAUCCUGGACGAGACCAACGAGGAGUUUCGCAUCUCGGCCUUCGCCAGCUUGCGCACUGAUCCUGGUCUUCAUCAGCUGGUGCCAUACUUUGUUCAAUUCGUCGCAGACAAGGUCACACACAAUCUUAAGAGCUUGUUCGUUCUCAGGCAAAUGAUGCAGCUGCUGGCUGCCCUGCUAGAGAACCCCAGCCUAUACAUUGCUCCAUACGUUGCUUCACUGAUUCCUCCGGUUCUUACAUGCUUGAUCGGAAAACAUCUUGGCUCUACAUCCACCGAUGGUCCCGAAGCACACUUUGCACUUCGCGACUUUUCUGCCUCGUUGCUGACGGCCAUUGCCAAACAAUAUGGCCAAACUUCCGGUACACUCAAACCUCGCAUCGCACGUUCAUGUCUAAAGGACUUCCUCGACUCGCACAAACCUUUUGGCACUCAUUACGGAGCCAUCCUUGGCCUACGAGGCAUCUCUGGAGCAGCAGGUGUACGAACACUUAUUCUUCCCAACCUCAAAGCCUAUGACCAGGUGCUCAAGCAAGGUUUGACAGACGAGCACAAGAAGGAUCAAGCUGAAAAGGUUGCAUUGGUGCUGCUUCGGUCAUUGGAGCUUUUGGAGCAAUACUCGGCAAACAUGACCAACGGACAUCCCGAAGGUGCAGAACUAAAGGAACGCUUGACAGAAGCCAUUGGCGAGGUACUCGGCGCACGGGUAUACGAGAGCGGAAGAGCAGGGCUGGUAUCCGUUGUGCUUGACAAGGACAUGGCGGUGUAG
This is a messenger RNA of Aureobasidium vineae, 1353 nucleotides long. The record is from the annotation of a GenBank genome assembly. Lineage: Eukaryota; Fungi; Ascomycota; Dothideomycetes; Dothideales; Saccotheciaceae.